AUGCUGUUAGCACUCUUACUAGUUCUAUUGUGCACAUCUGCCGGUAUCGCGACCCCUAAAAAGGGUUUCGGGUUAUGUGGUAGAUUGUACAAAUGUGGUGAUACCUUUGCUUUGAGUGGAACAUCAUGGUGGUAUAACUGGCAUUACAGCAGAGAGGAAUACCAUUGGAAGCACUGUUCCAAGUUCCCGCGGGGAGAGUUUGUUCCAAUGAUAUGGAGUGAGAAAUAUCUUCAUGUAGCCAAAAUUCCAGCUGAUGCGAAACAUGUAUUAGGCUUUAAUGAACCGAAUGCCAAGAAUCAAGCUAAUUUGACACCUGAAAGAGCAGCUCAACUAUGGCCUCAAGUAGAGAAACUAGCUGGAAACCGAAUAUUAAUCAGUCCAGCACCAUACGGAUGUGAUAAUAAUCCAGAUAUGUGUAUUCAAUGGUUUGAAAGGUUUUUUAAGGCAUGUCAUAAAUGUCGAGUUGACAGAAUCGCUGUUCAUGGCUACCAUUGCGAUUCUAACAAAAUGAUAGAUUCAUUACUGAAGAUCUACAACAAAUUCAAAAAGCGAAUCUGGUUGACUGAAUUUGCCUGUACUGCUAGUAACAGUGUCGAUCACUACAUUAGUUUUUUGCACGAUCUUGUACCAAAAUUAGAGCAUCAUUGGGCUAUAGAGCGAUAUGCAUGGUUCUGUUCUAGAGGUGAUCAGAGUAGCAGUGGAAGACGACCAUGGAACUUACUGAAUAUGGAUUCUCCAACUUUGUCACGAUUGGGACAAGUGUAUAACAGCGUUCAAUAAAAGCUUAUUUUAAAAUA
This is a messenger RNA of Lottia gigantea (owl limpet), 797 nucleotides long. RefSeq lists its product as hypothetical. Bases 1 to 780 code for a protein of 259 amino acids. The transcript is spliced from 2 exons. NCBI's taxonomy places the organism in Eukaryota, Metazoa, Mollusca, Gastropoda, Lottiidae. The record is from RefSeq and is a predicted model, not a curated record.